Molecule: messenger RNA, 1299 nt
Organism: Penicillium malachiteum
Lineage: Eukaryota; Fungi; Ascomycota; Eurotiomycetes; Eurotiales; Aspergillaceae
Product: taxilin
Exons: 5
Coding region: 1-1299 (432 amino acids)
Molecular function (GO): syntaxin binding
Source: RefSeq, a predicted model, not a curated record
AUGUCAUCCACAACCAUGGCGAAGAAGAACAAGGGAAAGAAGGCGGCCGACCCCAACGAGACCUCCAAAUUACUGGCCGCCAAGAUCUCCCAGCUGGAGCAGGAUGCUGUUGGUGAAAAAGAACAAGAAAUGGAAAUUGAGCGUGAGGUUAAGAAAGCGACCCGUGACUUGAACCAGCUUCUCAACACCAUAGAGUCUCCGAUGACUCGUCUCGAAACCGUCAGCAAGAAGUACACCGAGCUUCUGGCAGAUAUGAAAAAGUUGGACCGCGACUAUGCGAAGAGCAAGAAACGAGCCGAUCAAGUUCAGAAGGAUCACGAUAAGAGCAAAUCGGAACUCAGCAAGACCGUCACUAUGAAAGAUAAGUUAGAGAAGUUGUGUCGGGAGUUGACGAAGGAGAACAAGAAAGUAAAGGACGAAAACAAGAAGCUCGAGGAGAACGAGAAUAAAGCUCGUUUAAUGGUCAAUGAACGACUCGAUUCCAUGCUCUACGCUCUUGAGGACAUGAUGGCCUCCAAAGGAAACCCUCGCAGCGAGAUGCUUGAUAUGGAUCUUGGUGAUGCACUCAAGGCAAAGUUGAGGACCUUUACCGAGCAAUUCGAGCUACGUGAAAUCAGUUACAAGAGUCUCAUGACCUACCGAGAGCGGGAGAUUCAAAGUCUGAUGAUCAAGUAUGAGGAACAACGUCGUGCUGCUGAAAGUGAAGCCGCUCGUGGACGAGCCUUGAGCGCGCAGGUCUCUACUUUUUCCCACACGGAAGCAGAACUCCGCAGCCAGCUUAACAUUUACGUGGAGAAAUUCAAGCAGGUCGAAGACACAUUGAACAACAGCAACGAGCUCUUUCUUACGUUCCGCAAAGAAAUGGAAGAAAUGUCCAAGAAGACGAAGCGCCUGGAGAAGGAGAAUCAUACCCUCAACCGAAAGCACGAAUCCACCAACCGCAAUAUCCUUGAAAUGGCUGAGGAACGUACCCGGAACCAGGAGGAACUCGAUCGAUUGCGACGCAAGUGCCAGCACCUCGAAACUCUUUGCCGCCGUAUGCAGGCACAAGGCCGAGGAGAGGGCUUGGUGGAACCUGACCCCCAUAUGGAACAUGAUGACGAAGGUACCGAAAGCGAAUACGACGAUGACUAUGAGGACGAGGAGGAUCUCAGCGAGGAGGGAGAGCUUGACGAACACGAUUCUACCAUUGCUAACGCUUCUGCACCUUCCGAGCGCCCAGUUUUUGGCCCUCCCCCUCCUCCUAGUCUUCUUGAGGCUCGAGCUUCGAAGAACGGCGUGGUGAACGGGUGUCAUUAA